AUGUACAUGUCUGAGUGGAUCCCAAAGGCGUCUUGCUCGUUUCACAUAUUACCCAGGCCUCAGUGUGGCUGGCUCUCUGAAACUGGAGUGAGGAUGGCUACUGUAUCAGGACUUUCAGCGAUACUGAUCGCCAAUAUACUGAUACCUAUAGCUGUCACGUUCUUCUCGUCCGGCUUCUUUCCAUACAAGCCAUUAACUUCGGGGCUUGCGAGAUCUGAAGAUGUGGAGAGUCAGUUCGAAGCUCCUUUCGACAAAGUUAUCUUCAUGGUAGUGGAUGCUUUGCGAAGCGAUUUUGUGUACUCGAACGUAUCAGGAUUUUCAUUCACGCAGAGUCUCAUUCGGUCAGGCGCUGCGCUUCCGUUCACUGCCCAUGCCAGUUCGCCGACCGUCACUAUGCCCCGUCUCAAAGCUAUGACAACAGGAUCCACUCCGUCAUUUCUGGACGUGAUAUUUAACAUCGCAGAGUCAGAUAUGUCAUCCACAUUGGCCCUUCAAGAUACUUGGCUUGCCCAACUAAGGGCAAGAGGUGGCCGUCUUGUUAUGUAUGGUGACGACACUUGGCUUAAGCUAUUUCCUGGCAUGUUUGACCGUGCAGAUGGCACCACCAGCUUCUAUGUUUCAGAUUUCACCGAGGUUGACCAUAAUGUAACUCGGCAUGUUUCCAUGGAGCUCACACAGAAGGACUGGUCCGCUUUCAUCAUGCAUUUCUUAGGCCUCGACCAUAUUGGACAUAAACUAGGCCCUCGAAGUCCACAUAUGCUUACGAAGCAACGUGAAAUGGACUCAGUCGUAGGCGAGCUGUACGCUAGCAUCGAGCGGGAAGAACACCUUCAGUCAACUCUCUUGGUUCUUUGUGGCGAUCAUGGGAUGAACGAAGCUGGGAAUCAUGGUGGCUCAUCUUCUGGUGAGACGUCACCAGCACUUCUUUUGAUAUCGCCUCUGUUUAAGUCUAUGGGAGGGCCUAGUCGUGAAGCUCCAGUAGACAUACCCGAUGACUUCCAAUGCUAUAGAACAGUCGACCAGACAGACAUCAUUCCAACUCUAGCAGGGCUCCUCGGCUUUCCCAUCCCGUUGAACAGUCUAGGCGUGUUUAUCCCAGACGUACUGGACAUGUGGCAUUUAUUAAUGGGUAUCAAUCACAACUCCAACAGUAUUGAGGACCAUGCUAAAUUGGAGCUUGCUCUUAACCAUUUUCUACCAUUGGCCCAGAAAUUGUUGAUCAGUGCUGCCAGUAAUUACAACUUUCCACAUCUUCUUAUUGGCAUUAGUAUCAUGGCGCUCGUCGUUUCGCUACUUCUUUCAGAUGUUUGCAAGCUGUUAUCAAGGUCGUUACAUUCUGGGACAUUCUUGGCUGGUCUCUUGAUAUGCUACGGCGGUAUGAUGUUUGCAAGCAGUUAUGUCGAGGAAGAACAUCAGUUUUGGAACUGGGCCUUCACAGCGUGGGCAUUCUUUCUACACUCUGUCAAAGAAUACAGUGUUGGCAAUAGGACUCCCCAGCUUCUGCAGUCGCUGGCUAAGUUCGCCAGUGAUAAGGAGACGGAAAUAGAGGCCAUAUGCAACACCAAUCACCAAGAAUUUGUUGCUUCAGUGAAUCAACUCCUUCGCAUCCGGGAAGGUACGGUUAGCCUGACAGCCGAGAUCCUUGAUUUGAACCAAGCCAUUCAAGCAAGUACCGAAAGAUUGGCAGAGCAGAAAAGAGCACUGGUGGAGUCGCGCGGUCACCGGCAGAACAUUGAUGAGACAUCCCGUGCAAUCCAGGGUUGUCUUGAAGUUUUACGCCUUGCUAACCAGAUUCAUGACUUGUUAUCGAGAAAAAAUCACUAUGCAGCCCUGCGAGCCCUUGAGGAGAUACAAAAUGUUCAUCUCAAAGGGGUCAUUCAAUAUAAGAUUGCUGAGAUGAUCCAACGCUCAGUGCCUGCUACAAGGAAGAUAAUUGCGGAAGCAGUUAUGUCCGACUUGAACACCUGGCUGUACAGAAUUCGUGAGAUGUCCCAAUACCUCGGCGAGAUAGCUCUAUAUCAUACCGAUCUACGUAAGUCAAGGCAGAAAGAACGAGCCGAGAUAUUGCCCUACCUAGGUCAAUUCAAGCUUAAUUCUGCUAUCGAACUUGUCUCCGAUGAGAGUGAAGAGUAUGAUUUGUUACAGAACGACGAACUUCAGGUCGAUUUCACACCACUGCUUGAAUGCCUACAUAUUCAUCGAUCCUUAGGGCGUAUUGACACGUUCCGCCUCGAAUAUGCCAACACACGUCGUCAUCAAAAAGAGCUUUUACUUCCCACAUCAGUAACUUUGAUUGACGAAGAUGGAGCUUGUCUCCAUAAUUUACUCGAAGAGAUGGCGGGUUUCGCGAUAGUUGAACGCUCAACCAUGAUAAGGAUUCCAGAUUUGAGAUCCCCUGUCGAUGUCGAUGAGCUUUGGGACUCGAUGUGUCAAGGUGCCGUAAACUUGAUACAGAGGGCACUUCGCGAAGUUGAUAACGCUGAAAGUUUGCUCAAAAUCAAGAACCUUAUCGCAUUGUUCAUGCAAACAAUGAACACAUGGGGCUUCCCUGUCGGAGUCUUCGAUACAUUUUUGUUGACACUUUUCAGAAAGUACGCCGACCUUCUCAAGAAGAGGUUUAGCGACGAUUUUCAAGAGAUUGUCUCGACCGAUGAUUAUAUGCCUAUGCCCAUACAAACAUUUGAGGAAUAUGAGAAGGUGCUGAAUGUUAGCUGGUAUAAUCCAGAAACACCACGCGAAGAACAAGUGUUUCCUUGCGUCUUACCAUUUUCUCAAAUGUACCCGCUCUGCUGCAUCGAUAUACGUAAUUUCCUGAAUCAAUUCUAUUUCUUCGCCAAUGACGAUUUCCCGCAUGCUAAUGUGAUCGACGAGACGCUGAAAGAAGCACUCGAUGAGCUCCUUUCGAAUAAAGUGUGUGACACACUUGUUGAACGUCUUUCCUCCCAGUAUUUGGGUCAGAUUGUGCAGAUCCUUAUCAACCUAGAGCAUUUUGAACACGCAUGCCGUGAGCUCGAAUUGCUUCUUGCAGCGGCCAGAUCACAGAACUCUUCGGGUGAAAUUGUGAUGCUCCAUGCAACCGAGAAGUUCAGGAAUAAUAAGAAAGCAGCUGAAAAGCGAAUCUUUGAGGUUGUCAACUCUAAAAUUGAUGACCUUAUAGAGACAGCAGAGUACGAUUGGAUGGCAUCUAUCCCGCCCACAGAGCCGAGUAAUUACAUGCAGACGCUGACAAGAUUCCUUUCUAACAUCAUGAACUCGACGCUCCUCGGCCUACCGACCGAAAUCAAGGAGCUCAUAUACUUCGACGCUCUGAGUCACGCUGCAAAUAUGAUCUUGGCACUUCCACUCUCACCCGAAGUUAAAAAAAUCAAUACACAUGGCGUGCUAGCUCUCACCAAAGAUGUCGAGUACCUUUAUCAAUUUGUCGACAGCCUCGGUGUGCCCAUACUUCGGGAAAAUCUUGACGAGUUGCAACAGACAGUGCAGUUGAUGCAGGCAGACAACACAGACGAAUUCUACGAUAUAUCUACACGAAACAAGAAGUAUGGGCGUGUGGAUGCCAUCAAUGGCCCCGUUCUGCUGGAGAAGAUCGCACGUAAUGUGCAGAGCCCGACGAAAAUUGACAAAUUUGCCACCCUAUCUUCAAGGUUUGGAAAGAAAUCUUAA
This is a messenger RNA of Aspergillus saccharolyticus JOP 1030-1, 3663 nucleotides long. Its product is annotated as putative exocyst complex component Sec15. Gene Ontology annotation, molecular function: mannose-ethanolamine phosphotransferase activity. The record is from RefSeq and is a predicted model, not a curated record. Gene Ontology annotation, cellular component: membrane; exocyst. Gene Ontology annotation, biological process: Golgi to plasma membrane transport; GPI anchor biosynthetic process; exocytosis. Bases 1 to 3663 code for a protein of 1220 amino acids. The transcript is spliced from 15 exons. Lineage: Eukaryota; Fungi; Ascomycota; Eurotiomycetes; Eurotiales; Aspergillaceae.